AUGAGGCAAUUAGUUGAUAAUUGCUGUGAAAGAGAGGAUAAAAGUCACGAAGAUCAACUUUUUGAACUUUUGUCACUGGUCAAUUAUAGGGCUCUUUCGCCCAAGUUCAUUGUUGAAAACAGAGAAUCAGUUUGCAAAACUGUCGAAACCUACAAAUUGACUGAUAAAUGGCUAGAGUGGCUUUUGGCCGACAUUUAUGAACGCGAAGAUUUAUUUGGUUCUGGAAACAAAUGUGUCCAAAUCGAAGCUCAUAGAGUUGUCCUGUGUGCAUUUAGUGAGUAUUUUUUGGAACUUUUUCGCGAAAAACAAAAACUUUCAAAGGACAAUGUAGUCGAGUUAAAAGAAAUCGAAGCAUUGCCGUUGAAAAAUGUUAUCGAUUUCAUGUAUAAAGGUUCAAUUGAUUUCACUGUUGAAAAUGUCGAAGGAAUCUUGCGAACUGCAUCGUUUCUAAAAAUGAGGCAAUUAGUAAAUGGUUGCUGUGAAAUGAUUAGAAAAUGUAUUAAUUCUGAUAAUUUUUUGAUGUUUAUUCGAUUGGCUAAUGAAUUGGAUCUAGACCAAUUAAAGAACGAAUGUCUAGAAGGCAUGUUUAUUCAUUUUGAAAGAAUAUCAAAGAGAAAGAUUCAAAAUAUUUCGUUUAAGGAUCUGGAUAUUUACGACUUAUACAGGGCCAAAUGUGCCGAAAAAGAGGAUGUAUUUUUGUCCAUGGUGGCCUGGAUAAAUUCUGAUAAAAGUCACGAAGAUCAACUUUUUGAACUUUUGUCACUGGUUAAUUAUAGGGCUCUUUCGCCCAAGUUCAAUGUUGAAAACAGAGAAUUAGUUUGCAAAACUGUCCAAACCUACACAUUGACUGAUAGAUGGCUUGAGUGGCUUUUGGACGACAUUUAUGACCGCGAAGAUAUAUUUUAUUGUAAAUUUAUCAAAAGAAAAAAUGACACCGCUUACAAACUUGCAGUUAUAGGUGUGCGUUUUUUCGACACCGUGUUAAUAAUAAAAACUUAUGACCGUUAUGAAAAUUCGUGGAAUACAAAAAUAAAAAUACGUUCUCCGAGUUCUGAUAUCAUUGUGAUUGAUGGUAAAUUAAUAGCAGUUGGAUGUUCUAACGGAGGAAAUGACGACGAUCGUAAGGGCGUGCAAUCCUUAGAUCUGGACACCCUAGAAUGGAUUGAUCUUCCGCCAAUGAAUAAAAGCCGGAUAAGGCCUAAGUUGGCACACUUAAAUGGACAUUUGUGUGUUUUCGGUACUGAAAGUGGACAAAAUACGGGUUUCGAUCAAAAAUCCGCAUCCAUAGGAAUAUAUAAUUUUUCCACACAGAAAUGGCACGAUUUAGAACCAAUAUCUCAACCAAGCGAUAACAGUGAAAUAGCUUCCUUCAAUGGGAUGCUCUAUAUUAUUGACUUUGAAAACGGCUUCCUGCAAUCUUAUGAUAUCUCGUCAAAUAAAUGGACUUUAAAAGCGAUUGCAAAAGAUCCUCGUUUAUGGAAUUUUGGAUUCGCUGCAACCAAAGAAUUUUUGUACGUUUAUGGUGGUUGCUAUUUAAUGUUCUGUAAUAUAGAGUAUAUCAACAAGGUUAAACGUUUCGACUUACGCAAUAAGUAUAAUUGUUGUGAGAUGAAACCUUUUCCAUUUCGAAGAUGUUUAAUUGAAAGUUUCGUUAUAAAAAAACAUAUAAUAAUUUGUGACACUGAAAAAGUUGACAUUUAUGAUAUUGAAAAGGAUGAAUGGGAAAAUUUGGGGGGUGUUUCGGCAAAGAAUGAAUGGAGUUCGUGUGCUCUUGCAUAUUUAAAUUUAUAA
This is a messenger RNA of Episyrphus balteatus (marmalade hoverfly), 1791 nucleotides long. Its product is annotated as kelch-like protein 2. The transcript is spliced from 2 exons. Lineage: Eukaryota; Metazoa; Arthropoda; Insecta; Diptera; Syrphidae. The record is from RefSeq and is a predicted model, not a curated record. Gene Ontology annotation, molecular function: protein binding. The coding region runs from base 1 to 1791 and encodes 596 amino acids.